UCGUUGUGCAAAACAAUGGUUAAAGAAGAACGAUAUGAAAGUCCUGACCUCAAUGCAACAGAAAUGUUGGGGAAGCACCUGAAGCGAGAGGUCUCUGUGAGGAAACCCACCAGCGUCUCAGUGCUGAUGUGGUUUAGUAGUGAGGAAUUGGCAGAAAUUCCUCUGAGGUGAUGGAUCAGCAGUUACCGGAAACAUUUAGUUUCUUCAGAAGGGGGUAACACCAGACAUUGAAAACGUUCCACAUAAUUUUGUAAUUCUUGUACAAAUGAUACUUUUACUUGAAUGAAUAAAUUAACUAGUAUAUUAUUUCUGUCUCAUUUGAUUGGUUGGAUUCUCUUUGUCUGCUAUUAAGACUCCACUAAUGUUUUGUGUCAGUUUUUAGAGAAUUCUGAAAGGCAUUUAAAAACAAAACUGUAAAUAGCGUGAAUAUUUCUUUAGUAAGCCUGAUUAUUCCAAUAAAUAGGAACGCGCUACAGAGUGUUUUUCACUAAGAGGUGUUAUUUUAUUUAUGGUAGUACAGGAAAUUCAGAAAGCGAAAACUGAAUUGAGCAAUACUUCUGUGGAAGAGGUUUUGAGUCGUGUUCCGCUUAGAUUCGGUUAUUACCAUUUCCCAGGUGGCUGCCGGCGUACGAUAUGAUACGAUAUGACGCAACUGGUAGGCCUGGAUCCUGCUAAGAGCCCAUGAAGGUGAAUCUCCCAGAAUACUGGAAAUCCCGGCUGAACUGGCACCUGUAAACGAGACGGCGUAGCAUCACAAAGACCAACACUAAUCCCGUCACAGUCCGUGUUUAUUACCGCAAAAGAGUGGUAGCACUGGUGGUAAACUGCCAUGUGCAGAGAAGUGGAAUUAUUUCAGUCAUAAAUGGAGAAGGACAAGCAGGCACUCUGUGUCCCGGACGGCAACACACACAUCACAACACCUGCUUCAUAGCUGCUGUAUCGAUGACUACACCUAAAAAAAUUGAUCACAUUUGACGACGCAGAAGAUUACUAUUCUACAGAAACCCUCGCUGCUGCUGCCAUGGAUGGGGAGGAAGAGGUCUCUAAUGUUAGCACGGAUGUGGUCAGCGAGCCUAAUGGCUCGCUAGAAAGUAAAAAACGAGAGGCUAAAGGGACCUGCCUCAGAAUUGAGGGACAGGACGGCUACGUGUUCAAGUCCUACAGCAUUACCCCUCAUGACAUUGCGGAUCCGAGCUCUCCUUCUUGCUCCUCUUUUACACUGGAUAAAGACUCCUCCCCUUCUUCCCAUUUUUCUUCUCAGGAUGACAAACUGUUGGAGUCGGGCAAAGCGAGCAGGGCCGAUCCAGCAUCUCCAGCUCUUUCGGACAAGUGUCUACACACAGACGCUGAGGGAAAUGCAGAGGAUGAAAAGUAUGAAAACGGCAGAAAUGAGGAGACUGGGGAUGCAAAUGGGAUGGAGGAGGACGUACAGGAUGAUGAAAGGCUAGCGUUCGGGAGCUCAGUGGGCCCUUUUGUAACUAGAGAUGGCGAUGACUAUAGUAAUUUACUAAGUGGAUACACAAGCACCCUUUAUGAUGUUGCCAUGGACGCAGUCACUCAGAGCCUUUUGUCUUCUAUGAGGAGUCAUACCAACCCAAGGAAAAAAUCUCCCGCAUGGAAUCAUUUCUGCAUAUCGCCACGAGAUAGUACCAAAGCAAUCUGUUUAUACUGCAUGAAAGAGUUCAGCCGGGGUAAGAACGAAAAAGACCUCAGUACAAGUUGUUUAAUGAGGCACGUACGAAGGGCUCACCCCACUGUGCUUUUGCAAGACGGAGCAGACACAUCCUCAAGUAAUCUGACUAGCUGUUUUGCCUCAUCUUUGAUACCUCCCUCCCCAAGCUCACCAAAAAACGGAGACUUGACAAAUAGCGUCACUGCUUCUGCCUCAAAGAACACUUCGCCGUCCACCUCCUCAGCUGAAAAUUCAGACGUGUCAUCCAAAGAAGUGUUGCCCAAAGUCGAACCAAAACUAGAACCAUAUGCCAAUGCGGACACCGCUUGCAGCGUGCUCUCGUCCUCACAUUCCACUGACAACAACCUCGAAGACGCGGCGGAAGGCGGCCCAGACCGCCCCCCAGGGACCCCAAAAAGCUCCAGUUCCCGUCGCAGGUCAGCUGUGUGGAAACAUUUCUACCUGUCUCCUGCUGAUAAUUCCAAAGCUGUAUGUAUCCACUGCAUGAAUGAAUUCAGCAGGGGGAAAAACGGAAAGGAUCUAGGGACGAGCUGCCUGAUCCGUCACAUGUGGAGGGCCCACAAAGAGGUUGUGAUUGAGGAAAAUGGACAGGGAAAUCACAUUCCCCCACCCUAUACCAACUCGCCCUCGCUGUUGUCCCGCACACAACUAAUGGAUCCACUGGAUAUUAAAAAAGAAUCACCCCUUCUUCCAUCCUCCCCCUCCGAAACCAUAUUGGAUGAACUGCAGAAUAGCAUGGAGGAAAGCAUGGACAUAACACCAGAAUCUGAUGAUGUGAUGCGUCUCUCAGGGCAGGAGUCCUCUCUCAGCUUCUCCUUCAAAACCCAGGGAGAGGAUACCCCUUUGACUUCCUCGCCGUGCGACCUCUCUGAGGGCCCCAGCCUCAAUCAGGAUCAUUCAGUUUUCCAGCAAAACAAGAAAAUCAUGAAACGGGUGAAGUCGGAAGUGUGGCACCAUUUCAUAGUGUCGCCUGUCGACCAGUUAAAAGCACUGUGCCGUUACUGUCCAUGUGUGAUCAGUCGGGGUAAACGGGGAGACUUUGGCACAAGCUGCCUGAUGAGGCAUCUAAUGAGACGCCACCCGGACGUCCUCAAAAACCAAAAAAGCACAGACGACAAGGAACCCUCUCUGCACCCCUACACUAAUCUCAGCGCGACGGAUACAGUUUCAGCCAAAGAAACUGAGAGCCCUGCCAUUGAGAAAAAACCCCAAACCCUGCCCGUUUUCAGUAAAAAGACGUCAAAACUGUGGAACCAUUUCUCCAUUUCGCCUGCUGACCCUACAAAGGUGGUUUGUUUGCACUGUAGCCGCACAAUUAGCAGAGGCAAAAAGACUACGAAUCUCGGCACAAGCUGCCUCUUCAGGCACAUGCAGAGGUUUCAUGGACAUUUUCUUGAAAGUAACAAUACUAUCUCAGGUGAUGUGCCGUCUGCUGAAAUUCAAGUUAAGCAAGAGCUCAUGGACACGUCUGUCUGUGAACCAGAACAGAACCAUGAGAGGUUUGAUGAACACCACCCGGUUGCCAAAAAAAUCACCAAACUUAUUGCAGAAAUGCUCGCACUGGAUCUUCAGCCAUCAGCUCUGGUUGAGAAUGCUGGACUGAACAGACUUCUAGAGUAUCUCCAGCCUCAGUAUUCUCUACCACCGUCUUCUUACUUUACCAGCACUGCCAUACCAGACAUGUACGAAAAGGUGAAGGACGUUGUGCUGACCCACCUGAAAGAGGCCGAAGGUGGAGUCGUCCACUUCACAACAAGUAUUUGGGUCAGUAGCCAGACGAGGGAAUACCUGACCCUAACUGCCCACUGGGCCACGUACGAGUCAAGUGUCAGACCCCAGGGUCAAGAUUUUCACUGUUCCGCUCUCCUAAGUGUCUCGCAAAUAGACUGUGAUCACGAUAUGCAUGACAUCCCAAAGCAGCUCGAGUACCUGUGGGAUUCUUGGAUCACCUCAGCAGGGCUGAAAAAAGGGUUCACUGUAACGGAUAACAACACCAUCAGAAACACCUUGGAGGACCACGGCCACGUCACCAUGCAGUGUUUUGGACACACUAUAGACCUCAUCGUAAGCGAAGCCAUAAAGAGCCAGAGAAUGGUUCAGAACCUUCUGAGUAUUGCGCGGAAGAUCUGUGAACGCGUGCACCGCUCGGCGAAGGCCAAGGAGAAGCUGGCGGAGCUUCAGAAGGUCCAUCAGCUGCCGGAGAACCAGCUGAUCCAAGAUGUCCCUUCCAAGUGGAGGACCUCCUUUUUCAUGCUGGAGCGCCUGGUGGAGCAGAAGGCAGCCAUCGACGAGCUGUCGAUCGAGUGCAAUUUCAGGGAAAUGAUCAGCUGCGACCAGUGGGAGGUGAUGCUGUCGGUCUGCAAUGCACUGAAACCUUUCGAGGUCGCCUGCAGGGAGAUGAGUAACCGCACUGCCACUCUGGGACAAGUCAUACCACUCAUCCACAUCCUCAAUAGAAAAAUCGACCUGCUGUUUGACGAGACCGUGGGCAUAGACAACAUGCUCAAGUCUCUGAAGGAAGCCAUGGUGAGCAAAAUGUCAGCAACCCUGCAUGACCCACGAUACACCUGGGCGACCAUGCUGGACCCCCGAUACAAGACCUCGCUGUUCACAGAGGAAGAAGCCGAGCAGUUUAAGCAAGACCUGAUCCGGGAGGUGGACUUGUCCUCUUCUACCUCAGCUGCAGUCAAGCCCGCGCUCCCCAACGGCUGCAGUGACGCCUCCGUUUCAUCCGACCCCUCCCAGUCAAACAAGGACAACCUCUGGUCCCUGAUGGCUGACGUCAGACAAACAAUAAAAAACGAGGAGAAGCCAAAGUCCUCAGAGCUGGCAGUGCUGGAGUACUUUGAGGAAGACAUACUCGAUCAAAGCUGUGACCCCCUUGACUAUUGGAACUUGAAAAAGUUCCUGUGGCCUGAUCUUGCCAAAGUAGCCGCCCGUUACGUGGGCUGCCCUCCCAGCAUCAUCCCAGCAGAGACACUGUUCAGCACGGCUAGUGUCAACUGUGCCCUGAAUCAGCCCAGGCCUUUGCUGGACAACAUGGAGGGUCUGCUGUUCCUUAAGGUCAACCUCCCUUUGAUUUAUUUUCAGUACUGAUUAUUAUUAUUAUUAUUAUUAUUAUUGAGCAUUAACUUGAAAACCCUUUAUUAAGGACCAAGUUGCAUAGCUGUGAAAUGGGGGUUGGGGGGGGGUUUCUCUUGGGCAAAAUGUAAAAUAUCAAUUUAUACACUGAUCGAUUCUUAAUGCAAAUGCCAGAUUGAGGUUUUAUUGUAUUCUGUGUACUACUGUUAAAACACUUUGGAGCUGUUGUGAUGAAAAGUCUCAGUCAGAAGUGUAUCAGGGAGGGAGGGUUUUUCUAGCUGUAGGGGUUGGUGAUUAUGUGUUUGCUUGUAAAUCGUUUUCUGUUUUCCGUCUACUCUCUCCUUGUGCCUUAUCCAAACUACUUCAGGUCAAAAUGCUGUAAAUAUUGUUAAAAUUGCUCAGAUCACGUCAGGUUGUUUUUUUUUUUUUUUUUUUUUUUUGAUUAUUAUGGAUUAAAGACAGAUGCUGUUGUUUUCUGAAUGAAGACAUGGCCCAAAAAUAAAUGCUGUGACUGAAAGAUAUUUUAAGUUAAUGUUAUUUAAUUUUCAUCGUGAAUUCGUGGCUCAUGGUACUGUCAUUUAGAAAUAGAAAUGUUUUUUUCUUUUUUCGUUUUUUUUUUUUUUACUUGCUGAAUUUUAAUAAGAUCAUGUAUACUAUUGCUGUAUUUUCAGAAUAAGGGGGUUUGUUUGGAAUAUACAAUUUGUCUCUUAAGCACAAUUUUAAGUUUAUGUCCAGGGGAUUAAAUUAUGGGUUUAUUAUUGAGUAAAACAAUGUACUGUACAUUUUUAUAUUAAAUGACUUCUCAACCUAAUUUGAUAAAUGUUUUAGCAUUGAGACUGGAAACAUGCAAAUUUUGUGGUCAUUUGUAAAUAAAGGUUUUCCUUAUACAAUAUUGCAGACGGAUACUUAUGUCGGGUAUAUACAGUCUAGCAGCACAUAACAACAAAUUUUGUUCACACUUCACACAUUUUAAAAUGUUUUCCCAGUGCCCACAGGCAGCUUUAUUCAUCUAGAAAAAUGUUUUACAAAAUAUACUAAUUAGACUGUGAGGAAAAGAAAAGAUUCAGAAGAAAGACCGUUGCUAUUCAGGAGAGCUGUAUACGAUUCCUAAGCAUGUUUCCACACAUGAGUAGAACGCCACUUAAACAUCAUAAAACAUGCAUGCAGGUAUUAAUGUAUAUCUGCAGCUGGUUUGUGGUGGAAUGUGAUACCUAGAGAAACAGAAAUUCAGGGCUACUUGCGUUUUGUUGAAGUGGGAUUAUAUGAGAUCCGCAUUCAGAGCGCCACCACAGUAAAUGGAAGUCUUUUCCAACUAGGAGAGAGUGCUGAGUGAGGGCAACACAAUCAAAGUAAGUAAACAAGGCAGCAGUUCUAUAAAAAAAAAAAAAAAAAAGAAAGCUAAAACACAUUUUGCUGCUCUGUCCCCAUCAGUUCCUUGCUUAUCUUCUAUAAUAGACAUGGAUGAGUAUCUCAUACAGUCUC
This is a messenger RNA of Mugil cephalus (flathead mullet), 6256 nucleotides long. It is a transcript of the gene zbed4, whose product is annotated as zinc finger, BED-type containing 4. Gene Ontology annotation, molecular function: DNA binding; protein dimerization activity. The record is from RefSeq and is a predicted model, not a curated record. Bases 1022 to 4789 code for a protein of 1255 amino acids. NCBI's taxonomy places the organism in Eukaryota, Metazoa, Chordata, Actinopteri, Mugiliformes, Mugilidae. The transcript is spliced from 2 exons.